AAGUUUUGAUCAUUGAAUUUCGCCAAACAAUAUAUUAUGUAUUUCCGUAUUUUAUUCAAUUAAUAUUUUCUGAUAAUAAUUCUUAUUAUUAUAUAUAAUACACUGACAAUAAAAUAAGUAUAUAUCUACAAUUAAGUAAUAACGGAUUAAGUUUUAAGUUUACUUCUGAAGAAAAUAAAUCUUUAAAUAUAGUUUUAAAUUACACUUUAUAAAAUGAGUGUAAAGACAUUUAAUGGCAAAUUAGAUAGAUACAAUGGUGUCACAGUAGAUUCUGAAAUUGAAAAAUGUGAUUGCGAGAAAUUUUCAAACCAACUUUGUGCAUCACUUCAGAAAUGGUCUGAAGAAAAAAGGAGAUGCAUUUGGUUCAGAGUUUAUAUAAAGGAUGCUGCAUGGGUUCCUCUGCUAGCUAAGGAGGGUUUUGACUUCCACCACUCUAGGAACAGUUUUGUGAUGAUGUAUAAGUGGUUACCCACUGACAGUACAUCUAAUCUCCCUCCAGCCUGUCACACAAACAUAGGAGUUGGUGGAAUAGUAUUCAAUGACAAAAAUCAAAUAUUAGCUGUUACUGAAAUGCACACUGAAUUUCUACAUUGGAAACUUCCAGGUGGCUAUGUCGAAAGAGGCGAAGACUUAAAAGAUGCUGCUAUAAGAGAAGUAAAAGAGGAAACAGGCAUUGACUCCGUUUUUGAAACAUUGGUGACAUUUAGACAUGCUCACGACAUGAUGUUUGAAAAUUCAGAUAUAUAUGCAGUAGUGUGUUUAAAGGCAACCUCUGACAUUAUAACAAAGUCCGAUAUAGAAAUUAAAGACUGUAAAUGGAUGGACAUAGAAGAGUUUUUGAAUGAUCCACAUGUACAUGACUUUAAUCGCUUCUUAGUAAGACAAGCUAUGGAUUUAAAACAAAGAAAACUUAAAUUGAACUUAAAUAAAAGUACACUAAAAAUAAAUAAAUGGUCAAAAGAAAUGACUUCGCUUGUUUUAGAAGAUUUUUAAAAUUACAAACCUACCUGUAAUGUACUGUAAAAAAUCUUUUAUUUAAUUAUUAUUGAAUAAUGACAAAGUUUUUAGACAAUGACGAUAUUCCAUAAACACAGAUAUUGUAGGUAAAUACUAGUACAAAUUAUUGAUUAUGAUUUUGGCAGAGGUGGUAUGCAGUUAUAUUUAUAAGAGGUAGAACAAGCUAGUCGUAGAUAGGGGUAACUAUUUUUAGUACAUUAAAAAUUUAAAAUUUUUCUAUAAUUAUAUGUAUAGCAAAUAUCCUAGAAUCAAUUAUGCAGCGUUUUAAUGUUUAUUUAGAGGUGUCAUAAUUUAAAAUUCUUGAAAUUUUGGAACCCCAAAAGACUUCCGAUUACAAUAGCCACAAAAUUAAUAUACGAUU
Messenger RNA from Achroia grisella, 1378 nucleotides. RefSeq lists its product as uncharacterized. The record is from RefSeq and is a predicted model, not a curated record. Gene Ontology annotation, molecular function: NAD binding; NADH pyrophosphatase activity; ADP-ribose diphosphatase activity. Lineage: Eukaryota; Metazoa; Arthropoda; Insecta; Lepidoptera; Pyralidae. Bases 214 to 993 code for a protein of 259 amino acids. The transcript has 4 exons.